Anneissia japonica is the source of this 533-nucleotide messenger RNA. RefSeq names its product coagulation factor IX-like. The record is from RefSeq and is a predicted model, not a curated record. The transcript has 4 exons. NCBI's taxonomy places the organism in Eukaryota, Metazoa, Echinodermata, Crinoidea, Comatulida, Comatulidae. The annotation marks the transcript as partial.
AUGAAACUUUUGGUCAGUUCUCAACUGCUCAUCGCCGUUCUCUUUUGGCAGGCUGAAGCUCAGUCGGAUUAUAUGUGUGUUAAUACAUCGUGUCAAAAUGGAGGAUAUUGUCUUGAUGAUAUCAACAACUCUACCUGCAUAUGUGUUAACGGAUAUAUCGGAACAUAUUGUGAAAUCGAUAAAGAGGUACCGGUCAUAACCUUUUGCCCACCAGAUAUAAAGUUGUUGACCGGAAUGACAACAAACACUGCUGCUGCCGCUUGGACUCCCGCCACCGCUGAAGAUAACUCAGGUGUUCCUCCAAAUAUCGCAACAGAUAUUCAGCAACAAGAUUUGUUGAUGAUUGGAAAUUACCUUGUGUCAGUUACUGCGACAGAUGGUUCAGGAAAUACCAACACAUCAUGUUCCUUCAAUAUAAACGUUAUAGGUAAUAACGUUAAUUCAUUAUCAUCAGUGACUGAUUACCAAAUAGCAGUAUACAUUCUUUGUGUCUUCAUUCUGUUGAUGUCUCGAUUAUUUGUCUUCUUCUGCAG